AAGGCGUUUGGCCAGAAUCACAGAGCUUCAGUGAUGAAGGAAUGGGUCCAGUGCCAGCGAAAUGGAGAGGAGUCUGUCAUACAAACAAAAGAGAUGGAAUUAAAUGCAACAGGAAGUUGAUCGGAGUAAGGCAUUACAACAGAAAUUAUCUUCAAAUGGCUCGAAGAUUCGCUCGCAGACACAAUUCAACUUACGUUCCCACGACAAAAGUUAUAACUGGUCGCGACUACAACGGCCAUGGCACACACACCCUAUCAACCGCCGGUGGAAACUUUGUUCCCAACGUCAGCGUUUUUGGCCAAGGCACCGGCGUCGCCAAAGGUGGAGCGCCCAAAGCUCGUUUGGCGUCGUAUAAGGUAUGUUGGGACCCGAUUGAUGACAUAGGCGAGUGCUUCGAUGCAGAUUUGAUGGCGGGCAUCGAAGCUGCAAUCAGUGAUGGUGUUGAUAUUCUUUCUGUGUCACUUGGUGGAGCACCCAAUGAAUACAUUCAAGAAUCGCUUUCAAUCGGGUGUUUUCAUGCUGUUAAGAACGGGAUUAUGGUGGUGGCGGCUGCUGGAAACUCUGGACCCGCUCCUUCAACCGUUUCAAAUGUGGCACCAUGGAUGUUAACUGUUGGUGCUAGCAAUACAAACCGGGAGUUUGUCAAUUAUAUUACACUUGGAAACAACAAAGUCAUCAGGGGAUUUAGCCUUUCAGAAGAAGGCUUGGAACCUAAUAAGUUCUAUCCAAUGAUUACGGGAGCAGAUGCUAGACUUCCUAAUGCAACCGCUGAAGAAGCCUCUGCAUGCUUCCCUGACCUCCUGAAUCGAUCCAAAGUUGAAGGAAAAAUCUUGGUUUGCCUUCGGGAUGAUGCUACAUCUUUUCAAUACAGCGAGUUUGCUGCUAUGUCAGGAGCUGCUGGAGUUAUUUUGGCUAACAGUGACAACUUGGGAUAUGAAGCUGUUAGCAAACCUUACCUUAUCGCAGCUUCCCUAGUCAUCUCCAGAGAUGCUGAUUCUAUAUUUGCCUAUAUAAAAUCUACUAGGUCUCCAGUUGCAAAAUUAAGUGAAGUAAAGACAGAAUUUAAUCAGAACUCAGCUCCAUCAAUGGCUCCAUUUUCAUCAAGGGGACCUAAUAAAAUUGAAGCAGCUAUCCUCAAGCCUGAUGUCAUUGCACCUGGAGUGGAUAUAAUUGCUGCUUACAGUGGUGGAAAGGCAGCAACUAAUUUUGAAGAUGAUAACCGCAUUGUUCCUUAUCUUUCUCAAUCUGGUACUUCAAUGGCAUGCCCUCAUGUUUCUGGCAUUGCUGCGCUUGUCAAAACUGUUCACCCCGAUUGGAGCCCUGCUGCUAUUCGAUCUGCAAUAAUGACUACUGCUACUGCAAGUACUAGAAAUUCACAGCCAAUUUUAGACUACGACACAACUGUGGCAACCCCAAUCUCAUAUGGUGCUGGACUUGUGAAUCCAAAUAGAGCAUUGGAUCCUGGCCUUGUUUACAACCUCAAUCCUGAAAAUUACCUCAACUAUUUGUGUGCCCAUGGCUACAAUGACAGUCUCCUUAGAUCUUUCACAAUCUCAGACAAGCCAUACAAAUGCCCUGAAUUCUUCAGAAUGGAAGAUUUCAAUUACCCUUCAAUUUUAAUUCCCAAAAUCAAUGGCCCAAUUUUGUACAGCAGACAUCUCAAGAAUGUUGGUUCACCUGGAAUUUACAAUGUCAGCUUCAAUGCACCUCCUGGAAUUUCCAUCUCUGUUGAGCCAACUUCUCUCAAGUUCGAUAAAUAUGGCGAUGAGAAAAAAUUUGCGGUCACAUUUGAUCUUGUGCCGAAUUUUACUCAUUCUCCUGGUCACGACCAUGUUUUUGGGGACCUCACUUGGUCUGAUGGCUUUCAUUCUGUAAGGAGUACUAUUGGAGUGAAGGUAUAACUUUUGAAUAACGGACACUAACAAUGAGUAUUAAUGAUGAUAUAUCGUUAUAAAAUUGAGUGAUUUUAAAUUAAAAAUAAAAUAAUAUCUAAUUAUAAAAUGAUAUAUCAAUAUUUAUACACAAAGUAAUACUCAUUGUUUAUGUAUAUAAUCUUACUCAAAAUUUUUUUAUGUAGUGACACCCACCAUGCCAUGGCUAUCAAAAGUCAUGCAAUUUUUUGUCUUUUUUUGUAAUUUUUUUCUUAAAUAGAUUCAUCUUUUUGACC
Molecule: messenger RNA, 2167 nt
Organism: Mangifera indica (mango)
Lineage: Eukaryota; Viridiplantae; Streptophyta; Magnoliopsida; Sapindales; Anacardiaceae
Product: subtilisin-like protease SBT5.4
Exons: 7
Coding region: 42-1901 (619 amino acids)
Biological process (GO): proteolysis
Molecular function (GO): serine-type endopeptidase activity
Source: RefSeq, a predicted model, not a curated record